ACAAUGCAAACAGUAUUUUAUUGAUGUCAUUCACUUCCAGACAACUUCCCUCUUCCCAAUUCCCUGUAGGGAAUGCCACUUUUUAUUAUUCUUUUUAAUUGAAUUUUACAUUGCAAAUUUAAACUAAAACAAUAAACAUCAUCAUCAUUUAGGAUUCCCUGAAUCCUUUGACUCCCCUCCACUCUUCCAUGGUUACAAUUUUCAAUCUUUUUCCACUGCUUCCCUUAUUUUGUCUAUUUUUCUUAAAUAAUCCAAUUUUACCUUAGUUUAUAGUACAUUACAAAUGUUACUCAAAUCCUGCCAAAGUUUUUAGUUGUUUACAGUGUUCUCUUAAGUACAUUGUGAAUUCCCCCCAUUGUUUCUUAAAUUUCUUCUCUUCCUGGUUUCUGAUUUUCCUGCUCAAUUUGGCCAUUUCGGCAUAGUCCAUCAUCAUCAGCCAUUUGUCCAGGAAUCUGUGCUAUCCUGCAGAGAGGGGUGAAACACAAUUCCACCUGCAAAAGCUUCAGCUAGUCAUAGCCAUACUGUUUCAUUCCCAAUCACUGCAGCUCUCAUACCUUCCUGCUGUAAUCUCAUAAUUUUUCAUACCACAAACAUAUUGGUUUAUUCGUUUCUUUUGUUCCUCUUUUGUUGCUCUAAUAACGUGGGAAUUUGGGGAAGCAUCACAAAACGAAAAAGAUAGAAUGGUUCACAGGGGAACUUGAAGUCACCUUGCCUUAACUACCUCUUUGGAUUGCUAAAUUACCUGUGAGAUAUAUCUCUUCCCUUUUUUUCUGCUUUCAGGGUUUUCUUUUCUUUGAGGAGGUGGCUGUGCAUGUCACAGAGGAGAAGGGGCCCUCCUGGAUCCAAGCCAGAGGGCCUUGCACAAUUACAUCAUGGAGGAGAAUUACAGAAAUCCGGCCCCUCUGGGUGAUCAGAAGGAGAGCAGUCAAGAGAAUGAACCCCGGAGAAUUAAAACUGAAGCAGAAGAAAAUGUGAGGAAGGAUGCUGUUCUUCCAGGUGGUGCUGGCUUCAAUGAAAUUCCAGUGCUGGAAGAACCUUACACAGGCAAGAAAGAGGAAAAUGUCUCUCCUUGUGCAAAAAAACCAACUAGAAUAUCAAGCCUUAGCACCAUUAGAAGAAAACAUGGUGGGGAUAAACGGUUUCAAUGUUCAGAGUGUGGAAGAAGUUUCAACUACAAGUCACAUCUUCUUGUACAUGAAAGAAUCCACACAGAAGAUAAACCAUAUAAAUGCUCAGAGUGUGGAAAGAGUUUUUGUUUGAGCUACAACCUUCUAACUCACCAAAGAAUCCACACUGGAGAAAAACCAUAUAAGUGCUCAGUGUGUGGAAAGAGUUUCACUCAGAGCAGUACGCUUUUUAAUCACCAAAGAAUCCACACAGGAGAGAAGACACAUACAUGCCCCACUUGUGGAAAGUGCUUCAGCCAGAUAACUGACCUUCUUAGUAAUCAAAGAUUCCACACAGGGGAGAAACUGUAUAAAUGCUUAGAGUGUGGAAAGAGCUUCACUCAGAACUCUUCACUCAGAGAAGAGAAACGGUAUAAAUGUUUAGAGUGUGGAAAGAGUUUCCGUCUGAGCUCCAACCUUCUUACCCAUCAAAGAAUCCACACUGGAGAAAAACCGUAUAAGUGCUCAGUGUGUGGAAAGAGCUUCACUGACCGUAGUAGCUUUUCUCGUCAUCAGAGAAUCCACACAGGAGAGAAGCCACAUAAAUGUUCCAAUUGUGGAAAGUGCUUCAGCCAGAACAGUCGACUUCUUAGUCAUCAAAGAAUCCACACAGGGGAGAAACCAUAUAAAUGCCCAGAGUGUGGAAAGAGCUUCACUCAGAGCAGUACACUUUUUAAUCACCAAAGAAUCCAUACAAAGAAGCCACAUACAUGUUCCAGUUGUGGAAAGUGCUUCAGCCAGCAAAGUGACCUUCUUAGUCAUCAAAGAAUCCACACAGGAGAGAAACCAUAUAAAUGCCCAGAGUGUGGAAAGAGCUUCACUCAUAGCAAAAGCCUUCGUAGUCAUCAGAGACUUCAUGCAGGUGAGAAACCAUUUAAAUGUGCCGAGUGUGGGAAAAGCUUCAGUCAUGGCAGCAACCUUACUUAUCAUGAAAGAACCCACACAGGUGAAAGACCUUAUAAGUGCUCCGAGUGUGGAAAUAACUUCACUGACCGCGCUGGCCUUUCUCGUCAUCAGAGAAUCCACACAGGAGAGAAGCCACAUAAAUGUUCCAUUUGUGGAAAGUGUUUCAUCCAUAACAGUAUCCUCCUUAGUCAUCAAAGAAUCCACACAGGUGAGAAACCGUAUAAAUGCCUAGAGUGUGGGAAAAGCUUCACUCAAAGCAGUACGCUUUUUAAUCACCAAAGAAUCCACACAGGGGAGAAGCCGUAUAAAUGCUUAGUGUGUGGAAAGAGCUUUGCUCAGAGCAAUGGCCUUCGUUAUCAUCAGAGGCUCCAUACAGGUGAAGAACCUUAUGAAUGCAUGGAGUGUGGAAAGAGCUUCAGUUGUAGAAGCCACCUUACUAGACAUCAGAUAACUCAUACAAGGGAGAAACCUUAUAAAUGCAUGGAGUGUGGAAAAAGUUUCAGUAGCAGCUACUACCUUAAUGUGCAUCAUAGAAUUCACACAGGGGAGAAGACACAUAAGUGCUUUGAGUGUGGAAAGAGCUUCAAUUGCAGCAACUCCCUUAACAUGCAUCAUAUAAUUCACACAGGAAAGAAGCCAUAUAAGUGCUUUGAGUGUGGAAUGAGCUUCAAGUUCAGCCACUCCCUUAACUUGCAUCAUAUAAUUCACACAGGGGAGACUCCUUAUAAAUGCUCUGAAUGUGGAAAGAGUUUAUGUGACCCUAGUAGCCUUACUAAACAUCAAAGAAUUCACACGGGGGAAAAACCAUUUAAAUGCAUGGAGUGUGGAAAGAGCUUCAGUCAGAGUGCCGCCCGUAAUGUGCAUCAAAGAACUCAUACAGGGGAGAAACCGUAUCAAUGUUUGGAAUGUGGAAAAAGCUUCAGUUCCCAGAGCACCGUUCAUGCACAUAAGAGAAUUCACACAGGGGACAGACCUUAUAAAUGCAUGGAGUGUGGAAAUAGCUUCAGCUGCAGAAGCCACCUUACUAGACAUCAGAUAACUCAUACAGGAGAGAAACCUUAUAAAUGCAUGGAGUGUGGAAAGAGCUUCACUCGCAGCUACUCUCUUAACGUGCAUCAUAGAAUUCACAUGGGAGAAUCCUUAUAAAGAACUCACACAGGGGGGAAACCAUAUAAAUGCAUGGAGUGUGGAAAGAGCUACCGCUGCAGUAACCACCUUUCUCGACACCAGAUAACUCAUUCAGGGGACUAACCCUAUGAAAGUUGAUGUGUGGAAAGAGCUUAUUACAGUGGUUUCUUUACUGUGCAUGAAAGAACUUGUACAGGGGACAAACCAUAUACAUUUUUGCAGUGUGGAAAGAGCUUCAGUUGCAACAGCUGUCUAGUGAUAAGUCGCCAGUAGCCAGGUGCAAAAUGUGUCUGGCGCCUGGCUAAUUUCAAACACUGCCCCACAUUGGUAUUUAAUUAAAAUAAGACAUGAACUUGAGGAUUUUCUCUCUGAUUUACCAAUAUGUUCAUUUAGUCAAGCAUUUAUGACUUGUUUUCAGACUAUAUGCUCAGAAUAUUUAGAGCACGGGUGUCAAACACAAGGCCCAGGGGCCUAAUCCGGCCCGCCAGACCUCGUCAUGUGGCCUGCGUAGCCGCCGCCGACAAUAACCGCUGACAGUAGUUCUGGAGCCUGCGAUAGGCCGAGGGUCAAAACCGGGGGCGGGGCUGCAGGCGGAGGCCGGGGCGGUGGAGCCGCGCUGAUUGCCUUGGCCAGGGAAUUUCAAUUUCGAAUGAGGCUGAGGGAGGCGGUGGCACAGCGGCCAGACGGGGAAGUGAGAUGCAGGAGGAGGAGGAGGAAGCCCGCCGAGGAGGUAGGAAAGCCCUACAGGCGCUGCCGGCAAAGUUGGUGCCGGGACGGAGCAGCGCUGGAUUUUUUUUUUGCAGGCUUUGCUGUUGUCUCCGAGAGCGAGUGAGGCGGCACUGGGGAGCCGCCGCCCGCCGCUUCCCUUUCUCUACUCGGCUGCAUCCGGGAGGUGGGCGAGCGAGCGGGCGAAAGGGACGCGGAGUGAGCCUGAGGGGGAAGUAGGCGAAGCGCAACAGUCGCUCUCUUGAUGGAGCCGGGUUUCUCUUCCCUCUUCCCCCGUUUUCUCCUCAUAGACACUCGGGAGGGUGCCUGGCUUUUGCUCUGCCCCCCACCCCCGAGCCGCCCUUUGGCUUCUCAGUUCCGGUGGAGCUGCUCCCUGGGGGGCGGCCGGGAGGGAGGCGGCAACGACGGCACGGGUUCCUGCUCUUCCCGCUCUGUCGCCGCCUCCUCUCAGCCCCUCGUGAUGUAGGGCUCCAGAUGGAGUCGCCUCGCGGUUUGAGUAGGUGGGAGGGGAAUUUUUUUUGGGGGGGGAGGUUUUCAAGCCUCCUCUGCCUGCAGUCCCGGUAGGGAGAGGCGGCGGCGAAGACGACAACAGCGCGGGUGGGGGGAAGAGCAGCUCUGAGGCGAAGAUGCACGUCCGCUGGGGCUGCCGCCGCCUUCCUCCUCAGGAAAUCCGCUGCCCUCCCUCAGCGCGAGGGGAAGGGACUCUGGCGCUGAGGAGGGAGGAUGCAAAAGCAAAGCAGGGAGUUGGUGCUGCACCGCAUGUUCCUGCCCCUCUCCAAAGCAUGGGGUGGGUUGCAGCGUGUGGCAUCCUGCCUAGCGGGGUUUGGGUGUGCGCAGGGCGGGAGAGGGAAGCCCUCUUUCCAUCUGCAGGUUUUUAAUCCCAGCAGUGGCUUUCUCCUUCCUGCCGAAGGUUUAGUUGAGCCCCCCCCCCCCGGAAGCCGUUGAUCCCCACCUUUUGUUCAAAUUUCCCUCGUUUACAUCCCCUCCCACACACGCGCCACGACGCAGGAAUGUGAUCCGCGUGGGGGCGGGAAUGAGCUUACAUUAUUACAAAAAGUAAUAAUUGAAUGCAGUGACAAUAAUUUAUGAUAAUAAAGAGUGGACACAUAGUCCUACAGACACAACCAGCCCUUUGAGGGUGACCAAACUGCUGAUGCGGCACCCGAUGAAUUUGAGUUUGACACCCCUGAUUUAGAGGGACACUAAAAAAUUCUUUCAGAACAGCAUCUUUUCUGAACCAAGUUUAUCCUUGAUUUGUUAUGUAAUAUACCUGAUGCGGAUGAUCAGCUGAAAGUCACAUAUUUAUUGUCUGGUUUGAGAAAUUUGUGACACCAAGUUAUGAGAUUUGCUGUUGCUGCCCCAAAAUCUAAAUAAAAACUUUUGUGUGCGUGUGUGUGAUAUAGGCUGAUACUGGUUUUUUUAAAUAAAAGAUGCUGUAUUUUACUCUCUUACUGCCUCCAUUUCUUCCCCUUCUAUUUGCCAGGAGGUGAUGGGACUGAUCUUCUCAAGUCCUCUGGCCAUUGCUGAGUUUUCCAAGCUUGCUGGCAUAUUGGGUGUAGCACCUUAACAGCAUCAUCUUUUAAAAUUUUAAAUAGUUCAGCUGGAAUACCAUCACUUCCACUGGCCUUGUUAUUAGCAAUGCUUUCUAAGGCCCAUUUGACUUCACUCUCCAAGAUGUCUGGCUCAAGGUCAGCAACCACACUACCUGAGGUGUACGAGACCUCCAUAUCUUUCUGGUAUAAUUCCUCUGUGUAUUCUUGCCACCUCUUCUUGAUGUCUUCUGCUUCUGUUAGGUCCUUACCACUUUUGUCCUUUAUUAUGGUAAUCUUUGUACGAAAUGUUCCUUUCAUAUCUCCAAUUUUCUUGAACAGAUCUCUGGUUUUCCCCAUUCUAUUGUUUUCCUCUAUUUCUUUGCAUUGCUCAUUUAAGAAGACCCUCUUGUCUCUCCUUGCUAUUUUUUGGAAAUCUGCAUUCAGUUUCCUGUAUCUUUCCCUAUCUCCCUUGCAUUUUGCUUGCCUCCUCUCCUCCGCUAUUUGUAAGGCCUCGUUGG
Zootoca vivipara (common lizard) is the source of this 5976-nucleotide messenger RNA. RefSeq lists its product as uncharacterized. Gene Ontology annotation, biological process: regulation of transcription by RNA polymerase II. The record is from RefSeq and is a predicted model, not a curated record. Gene Ontology annotation, molecular function: DNA-binding transcription factor activity, RNA polymerase II-specific. NCBI's taxonomy places the organism in Eukaryota, Metazoa, Chordata, Lepidosauria, Squamata, Lacertidae. Gene Ontology annotation, cellular component: nucleus.